Ilex paraguariensis (yerba mate) is the source of this 321-nucleotide messenger RNA. The record is from the annotation of a GenBank genome assembly. Lineage: Eukaryota; Viridiplantae; Streptophyta; Magnoliopsida; Aquifoliales; Aquifoliaceae.
AUGUCGACGAGACCAUGGGUGGAGAGGAUCCAAGCAAGUCAAGAUGGUGCCGAAGGCGAGGUGAGGAUUCAACCAGGCGUCAAGGAUGAGGAGGAGACUAGCGUCGAAGGCAUGGUGCCAACGGGCAGCGACGGCGGGGCGCUGUGUGCUAGCGAGGUUGACCGCGAAAGGGAGGGCACACCGAAGAUAACAUGCUUGGAUGUCAGUUGCAGAGGGCAAGCUUGGGCAGACACGAGGCAACCCAGAUGGGCGCUAAGAGCGAGGCGGCCCAGACAAGCACCGAAGAUGAGGUGUAGAACCAAGAGGUGGAGGCGUCAUUAG